Messenger RNA from Ascochyta rabiei, 318 nucleotides. RefSeq names its product mitochondrial import inner membrane translocase subunit TIM14. The record is from RefSeq and is a predicted model, not a curated record. The coding region runs from base 1 to 318 and encodes 105 amino acids. Gene Ontology annotation, molecular function: ATPase activator activity. NCBI's taxonomy places the organism in Eukaryota, Fungi, Ascomycota, Dothideomycetes, Pleosporales, Didymellaceae. Gene Ontology annotation, biological process: protein import into mitochondrial matrix. The transcript has 3 exons. Gene Ontology annotation, cellular component: PAM complex, Tim23 associated import motor.
AUGUCCAUCUGGCUAUGGGGCCUCGGGCUGGGCGCGGGAGCCUUUUUCGGUCGCGCUGCGCUCGUCGCGAUACGCAAGAACGGCGUCGGCGGUUCCGCGCUCGGACGCAGCUUCUACAAGGGCGGCUUUGAGCCCAAGAUGACACGGCGAGAAGCCGCCUUGAUCCUCGAAAUGCCCGAACGCGGCAUCACAAAAGACCUCCUGCGCAAGAAGCACCGCUCGCUCAUGCUGCUCAACCACCCCGAUCGCGGCGGCUCUCCCUACCUGGCCACCAAGGUCAACGAGGCCAAGGAGAUGCUCGAGAAGGAGGUCAAAUAG